Messenger RNA from Durusdinium trenchii, 816 nucleotides. The record is from the annotation of a GenBank genome assembly. Lineage: Eukaryota; Dinophyceae; Suessiales; Symbiodiniaceae.
AUGCAAGGGAAACCAGCAGCCACAUGUGCCAGAAGGACUCUCGUUCAGGCUUCUAUCGAGGAGGGAAAACCUGAUGAUGUUCAAGUCAAGCAAGAGGAGAGUGAUGACCAAGAUGCCCAUGCCCUGUGGCUUCAAGUGAAGAAGGAGAUUAAGGAUGAGAUGCAGCAGGACCAGAUUGGUUGCUUGGGCGUUGGCAGCUUGGGCGUUGGCACUACCAUUGCUGGACAUGAGAUCAAGCAGGAAGUCGAAUUGGAGGUUGAAGAGAAGGUCGACACAGGCAGUGAUCCAGCAAUCACUUCAAUUCCACCAAACAAGAAGCGCCACUUGGCACGCAAGGAGACCAAGAUCAAGAGGAAGAAAAGUCAUGACCGUGAAGCUCCCUCCUCAGGACGCAGCUCGUGCUGCCUCGGAUGCUUUUGCGGCAGCAGCUUCGAAAGGGCACAGCAGUGCAUCGCAUUUCGAAAGACCAAGACGUGGACGCCGACCAGGCCAUGUUGUCCUGUCAACUUCUUCGUCGGCCCGGUGGAUGGCGGGCCAACAGCUCCCCAAGAAGAUGCUCCAGCAUGCGUGCAGCGGUUGUUUGCCUACCGUUUACGGUGCCUUCGGCAAUUCCACCACAAGCAUGAUCCCCAAGCGCUGCUCCCGGAGGAGGUGGCAGUGGAGUCCCCGAUGCGUCUUGCUUCACCCAAAAGAGACCGGGCACUGUCACCUGAAGAGCUGCUGCUGGCAGAAAAGGACUGGAGGAUUCAAGCGGGCAGUUGCAUUCCAACAAAUGUUCAAUUGGAUUUGUGUCCCGCUAUUGAUUUAAUGGGUUGA